This is a messenger RNA of Synchiropus splendidus (mandarinfish), 841 nucleotides long. Its product is annotated as galactose-specific lectin nattectin-like. The coding region runs from base 124 to 651 and encodes 175 amino acids. Gene Ontology annotation, molecular function: signaling receptor activity. NCBI's taxonomy places the organism in Eukaryota, Metazoa, Chordata, Actinopteri, Syngnathiformes, Callionymidae. The transcript is spliced from 5 exons. The record is from RefSeq and is a predicted model, not a curated record.
UGAUGGGCAUGUCGUGCAAAAGCUCACCGAAGCCCGAGAUUUUCAGUGAAGCAGAUUUCGAACCUUCAGCUUUCGGCAUCCUGGCGACAGCCACCACAUGUCCGUCCUCCUCAGAUAGACAGGAUGACCUCCUCCAUGAAGAUUUUGGCCGUGUCAGUAUUUGUUUGUAUCUUGAUGGUUCUGGCAUUUGCAAGUUUCUGUCCAUCGAAUGACUAUAACACCUGUCCAUGUAACUGGCGCGAGUUUGACGGUCGCUGCUUCCACUAUGUCAAGGAAAAAAAGACUUGGGCCCAAGCUGAGCAAAACUGCCACUCCAUGAACGCAAACCUUGUAUCUAUUCACAAUGAGGAAGAAGAAUUAUCCCUAAAGAAUUUCAUUAUUGAGGAAACCCAAUCCCCAUUCAACCUAAAGAUAUGGAUUGGAGCUUCAGACUGCUGGAAGGAGGGUUCUUGGUAUUGGAGUGAUGGGACGCAGUUCUCUUUCACUGACUGGUGCAGAGGACAACCAAACAAUUUAUACACAGGCCAGGAUUGUGUGACCAUUAAACUACGAGGUAGGUGCUGGGAUGACAGAAGCUGUACUGAUACAUUUUCAUCAAUCUGUGCCAAACGUGUCCAAAAGAGUCAUCCAACAUGUCAUCACAGGACAUGAUUGUGAUCACAUCUGUUGUUUGAAGAUGUUUUGUUGAAUUCAGGACUUCAUAGUGUCUACGUGUAUUUAGCAAGUUUCACUGCAACGAAUGAUGAUAAAAUGUGAUGCCAAUUUAAUUCUCUGUACAGAAUGUUUUUUUGACAUUGAAGAAUGUACUUGCUAAUUAUUGCAAUAAAUAUGUUAGUUUGUG